CGCACGCAAAAUUUAGUUUCGCGCAUCCUCUACCACCACCGUUUUAUCUAUUGACUGCUAAAUUGCAUCGUUUGCAGCAAGCACGCAGUGGUGUCGCAGUCUGUUUUCCAUAAGGACGUGCAUACUAUGAAAGAAUUCCUUUGUGUCUAACAGUCACCUGCAGUGCAGCUUUCAAUAUGGUUGCAUUUGCUGUUUUCAUUUUGUGUUUUGGUGCAACACUUUGCUCCGAAACAGUGAAGUACGCCGCAAUUAUUUAUAGACACGGUGAUAGAACUCCUACUGAUACUUAUCCUACUGAUCCAUGGCGCAACGAGUCCCUUUGGCCGGUGAAGUUUGGCGAGCUGACGAACAUUGGGAAAAGCCAGCAUUAUGCUCUUGGAAAGUGGCUGCGGCAGCGUUAUUCGCAUCUGCUGUCACCUCAAUUUGAUCCUACAGAAAUUUAUGUCAGAUCUACUGAUGUAGACCGGACUCUUAUGUCAGCACAAGCGAAUCUUGCAGGACUGUACCCUCCUACUGGAAAAUCUAUCUGGGACAAAGACCUGAUGUGGCAACCAAUACCUGUGCAUACAGUGCCUGAGCGAGAAGACGAGUUGCUGGCCAUGAAGAAACCUUGUCUGGCUUUUGACAAAGAAAAAGAAAAAUACAUUCACUCCAAAGCUUACGUGGAAAAACUUAAAAGCUAUGCUCCGCUUAUGAACUAUCUGUCGAAGAACACUGGAUUGAAAAUCAGGUCAUACUAUGAUGUCGUUGACAUUUACAGCAUUUUGUACAUUGAGCAGCUGUAUAACUUCACAUUGCCGGAGUGGACUAAAUCUGUUUUCCCGGUUAAGAUGGCAGAUCCUGCUGGUUACAGUUUCACUGAAUUCACUGCAACUCCAUUAAUGGCACGACUAAAGAUUGGACCUAUCAUGAAGGAGAUUGUCACUAACAUGUUUACUGUAAUGUCCGAGAAAAGAUCCAAAAACCUACGUGUUUCCAUGUAUAGUGGUCAUGAUUUGACAGUCGGCAGUAUUCUUAAUGGACUCGGCCUAUUCGAUGGAGUAUGCCCUGUUUAUACCUCCACAGUAUUUAUAGAACUUCUUUACGAGAAUACGACAAAGACGCAUUCUGUAAUGAUUUCUUACCGAAAUUCAUCAGACAUUGUCGAGCCUUAUGUACUUAAUAUCCCCCACUGUGGAGAAAAAUGUCCCGUGUCAAAGUUCGUCAAGCUGUAUGAACACCUGCUGUCCGUAAACUGGGAAUAUGAAUGUAACAAACAAUUUCCACCACUCCUCGGGAUGUCUUUCUUCAUUGGCCUUGGACUUUUCGUGAUCAUCUACGUAGCUCAUAAGAUGCACUUUGCGCGUGUCACCAGGCAAUAUGGAUUAAACUCGGGUUACGCAAACGUUGAAACCGUAACAGUAGCUCCUACCAAGCCUGACGAUUAAAUAUCCAAUUGUUUAAUUUAUUGAUCUCUUUAUGCCAAUGCUCACCAGUAGGUGUUUUAUUGUUCAAGCAGGUCAACCCACCUCAAUAUAACGAUUAACACUCCGUUUUUUAAUAUUAUGUCCUUAACAUAAGGUGCAAAUUCGAUUGAUGUGAAUCGAUAUUUUGUGGUGGGUUGAUGUGCUGGUCCAGACGGCUCUAACAAAAUGACUCAGAAAAUUACUUAGAAAUGUAUUCAAUAAAACUCAAAAUAGUCAUAGAAUAAUUACAAUAGACUUGACAUUAUUAAUAUUUCUUAAUAAAUAUCUCAUAGCAUGUUUCAAGAUUUCCAUAACCUGUAAUUGCAAUUUGUAAUUCGAUUCUAAGAUUCCAGAUGGCCAUUUGAGGCUUUUAGAGAAUUGUACUGUAUUACUUUACUUAUUAUACCUAUAAAAUAUUAGCUCAAUUUACAAAUGUAUGUUUAAGAUAUUCACUUCAAUUUUAUGAAUUUUUGGCCGUGUACUUUAUACACCGGGAAAAGGGUAUGACCUCGUAGUAAGAGGGUCUAUGUUUCGUCCAAGGGCUAUUAAGCUAGUGUCCCUUAAGGUUUUCAAGUGCAACUAGCAAAGCCCUCGCUAUAAUUUUAGGUGACUUACUGUGUAUUUUUUUUACUACUCCAAAGUUAUAUUUUCUAUCGCCGAUUAUUUUUUUAUUGAUCUAAAAGUGUGAAUGCACUUGAAAAACUCAACCAGUGUCUCUGUAGCUCAAUGGAAGAGCAGUUGUCUUGCAAGCCAAACGUUAUGGGUUCCAUCCCCAUAGAGACAGAUAUUACUUUCCAGUGGUUUAUCGUGUUCUAAACAUAGUCACAAUUUAUAUUAAUAUUUAUGUAAAUGUUUUGACUUUUGGUACUGAUUUUUCGUAGAUAUCUUAUUUUUAACGUACAAUAUUAUAAUUUUACUAUAAAAAAAACUAAGCUCUAAAUAAACAUAUCUUUGAUUUCGAAACUUUUUUGAACAGUUGUACCUAAUAGAGGUAUUUACGGUAUA
Messenger RNA from Ostrinia furnacalis (Asian corn borer), 2450 nucleotides. Its product is annotated as Acid phosphatase 1. The transcript has 8 exons. NCBI's taxonomy places the organism in Eukaryota, Metazoa, Arthropoda, Insecta, Lepidoptera, Crambidae. Gene Ontology annotation, molecular function: phosphatase activity. Gene Ontology annotation, biological process: dephosphorylation. Bases 177 to 1427 code for a protein of 416 amino acids. The record is from RefSeq and is a predicted model, not a curated record.